AUGACAUAUCGUGCCGGUCUCAGGUCGGUAUCCUUGAGAGGUAAUUUGACUCCGGAAGCCAUUACGUUUAUAAAAGCACGACCAGAGAUGUUCCUCAUAUGUCUAAAUCACAAUGUUCGAGAAUGGCUUUUGAAUGCCAAACAGAUCAUACAUGUACUUUGUGACUCCGUGACAAUCUAUGCAACCUUGUUGAAUAAGGUCCCCCAUUUCGACGACAUAACAGCUAUGGCAGAUAAAAACAAGGCAAAUAUGAGUCGCCUAGAAUACGAUAUUAACAAUAUUUUUGUCAAGUCCCUGAACAUUUGGGAAUGGGAGAAUCUUUCAUACGAAGAAAGAGUAAAGACUUUCGCUUCAAUAGUAUUGAGAAGUAUCUAUGAAGCUGUGGAAGAAUUGCGUAAAUGUAUUGUAUGCGUGGAGCUCUUCUUCCUGCAAUUUGACAAUUUAAGGAAGCUUAUUGUGCCGUGUCUCAUGAUAAACGUCAAAGUGGUACUACGUCUGGUGAAAAAGACAACUUUCUUGCUCGAGACAAAGACAAUAGUUGACAGGAAAGAUGAAAUUUGUUGGGAUCCCCUUAAGAAGCGUGCCGAUCUCAUAAGGAUCGAAGAUGUAACAGACGGUUUGAGACGUGAACUGCGUGUUUUGGAGACAGUUUUUUUGACGCUAGAUUCGUCCUUGAAGAACUAUACAGACAUACUUCUCGGAAAGCUGAUAUUAAAGCGCAAUAUCGAUAACGAUGAGCGAGAAAGCAUCAAACGCAGAACAAUUUGCUAUCAAGCGGCCGAGCAUGUGUUAAGUAUUCCUCUCACAGGUGAGCAGCAUUCACGUUUGUCGGUCUCCGAUAUUAGGAAGCAGCUCCUUUAUUUCACGUCUCUCACUCUUGCCUUUAUGGCAUUUGUGCUAUACAGGAUUCUAGAAAAGGAUGUUCAGACUGGUGUUCACGAAAAGGUGCAAGGAGGCUACGGUAAGUAUCAGGGCACCUACGUUCCGUUAGAUCUGGGUGCCGAAAUUGCCCGCAUGUUUGGUGUCUACGAGGUUUUGGAGCCAAUUUUCAAGUUUGUGUAUGUGGAAGGAAAGUCUGAUACACCACCACCAGCUCCAAAGCAUAAUCAUGCGUCUGCGUCCAAUAUUGCUCGAAGACAGCAAUCCUUUAAGACGUCAAAUGACCAUCUACUGCCAAAUGACGUGGGCCCUAGGAAGAAAUCGAAAGUAGAAGAUAACGGUGAGGAGCCUUCUAAAAAAAGAGGUCGUCCAAAGAGAGUACCGCUUCAAGGCAGAUAUAAACCAGAAUUAUCAUCUAGUCAAACGGUGCCAAUUUCUAACCCUAGAGGUCCAAGCAUGGGAACAUUUUCCUCCAGACAAGAUUCUUCCGCCUCCCAAAUGAUACCAUCAUUCCCGUCAUUAACAAGACAGGACACGGAAAAGGAUGCACUUCAAAUAAUGGCAAGUAAUCUCAGCAUAAGAAAUGAUGAUUUGGAACUGGACACAAGUGCAGACGAGAGUAAUCGUAAAAGACAUGAUUUACGGGACUCGAGUACGCGGGAUGAUGAUGAUGGAUUUUUAUCAGGAAGAGAGCUCUUUGGCGGGAAUGAUUCAUUCUCAGGUAGGGAAUCUUUUGAAAAGCUUUUGGAUUUUCAUAGGCGAAGCAGAAUCCAUUCAAGCAUGCCGUCUGGUCGCCAGAAUUCCCUAAAUGGGGUGAACUCAUCUUUCAAUGGUUUAACACAAUAUCAUCACACCCCGAUAUCAACGGGCCUUGUCGCUGAGAAGCAGAGUGGUAACGGCCUCUACGAUUAUUUCACAACGCUUCUUGAUUAUUUUUUACAUGAUGACAAAAGCUCGCAUACUGAAUGUAAAAGCGAGCAAGGUUUACCAGAUGAAAUAUUGAAUCCACCUGAACCUUUGAGCGAUAUCAAAAUCAACCAGAGAGUAGACAAUGAUGGGAAUUGUCUACUACACUGGGUAUGUGCGAUGGCGAACACUACGCUUCUACAGUUUUUGGUCACAAAAUUCGGCUCCUAUAUCGAUGUAGGAGCAAAAAACUAUUUGGGUGAGAGCCCCUUGAUGUUUAUGGUUAAGUUCAACAAUAGCUUUCAACAGCAAAAUUUUAUGAAGAUCAUUGAUUUGCUCGAAACGACUAUUCAAUUAACUGACAACAGGGGCCAGACGGUCUUGCAUCACAUCGCUAAUUCCUGUAAGGCAGGCCACCACAACGAGAGAGAUUCUGGCCAUCGACGUUUCAUGGAGCGAUACGCAAACUACUACUUGGAGAAGCUUCUAGACUUUCUUCUGGAAGAGAUUGGGUCCAAGAGCACCAUAAAGCUUCACUUUGCUGAAUUUUUGAAUGUUCAAGAUCUGGAGGAAAAUACAGCAUUACAUCUAUUUGCGUAUCAUCUCAGCAAAAAGUGCAUCAAAACAAUGAUCCGAUUCCACAAGUUGCUCAACUUGGAACUUAAAAAUGCUGUGAAUCACACGGUGGAGGAUUACCUUGCAUCUCACAACUAUGUACUAAGGAUCGAGGAUGAUGCGCCUGAAGAAAGAAAAGUUUUGAAUGUUUCCACAAAGGGUGAAAUGGAUCUACGGCACGACGAUUUUAGUCGCUCUCAAAGCUUCCAAUCACAAUUGCAAAAUACAAAGUUGGAGAUCAGUCGUCAAAACGAAGUGUCCAAUACUGUGACAGAGAAGCUUAGCGAGUUGGCUUAUGCGAUUGACCGAGAAUUGGGUGCUAAAGACGAGAAACUUUUCAGACUAUACAAAUGCCUUCGAAAAUUCUGCUAUGAGAAAUUCACCUCACAAAAGGCUAAUUUGAAAAUAUUUAAGCUAGACUAUCUUGUGGAGGACAUGGAAAAGGAAUACGAAUCAGGAAAACAUAUCAAUUCAAAGCUUGAUGGAGACAACAUGGUUUUUAAUGCAUCCCGAGACUUAAUUAUCCAAGAGGAGAUUGCAAGGCUUUUAAAUGAUAUGUCGUUUCAGUCUUUAAUCGCCAGGGAAGACUUGCAACGAAUGUGCGAGCAAUUCAUUAUUAGGAGGGAAAAGUUAUGUCUGCAGAGACUAUGGAAUGGUAUUGAAACGUCACAGAAUCUGGCGAAAGAGAAGAGCAACGACGAACGAUUACGUUCCGCGGUUGAACUCCAAGGUGAAAUUCAAAGAAGAAGACUCCUUGCUGGGCAAAUUUACCAUCUCGAAGGUGCCACACCACUAAUGAACUGGAAUAACGAUGACUACAAAGAGAACCAAUCUGGCAAUACAGACAAAAUUGAUGAAAGUCUCGCGAAGCUAGAGGGCGUGAUGUCUGGAAUACCGCGCGAAGAUAAGUUGUUCAAGUAUUGCAAAUUGAUAGCCUUGAGUUGCGGUAUGUCUAUCACGGAAGUGGAGCAGUCCAUUGACUUGAUUGAGGAAUCACUUCUUCGAAACAAGCGUUAG
Molecule: messenger RNA, 3417 nt
Organism: Candidozyma duobushaemuli
Lineage: Eukaryota; Fungi; Ascomycota; Pichiomycetes; Serinales; Metschnikowiaceae
Exons: 2
Coding region: 1-3417 (1138 amino acids)
Cellular component (GO): SBF transcription complex; MBF transcription complex
Molecular function (GO): DNA binding; transcription regulator activity
Source: RefSeq, a predicted model, not a curated record